Klebsormidium nitens is the source of this 1302-nucleotide messenger RNA. The record is from the annotation of a GenBank genome assembly. NCBI's taxonomy places the organism in Eukaryota, Viridiplantae, Streptophyta, Klebsormidiophyceae, Klebsormidiales, Klebsormidiaceae.
GCUUCUUCGGGUCAAUCUGGAGAGCACGAGCAAAUGCUGCUUCCAAGCAUUGAUUCUGACAGAUUAUCAGCUUUUGGCCUGAACCACACACAAACAAGUAGCGGCAGCAGGAUGGCUGUCAGUGCACAGAUAGCCAUGGAAGCUUGUAACGGAAGCGCCUACCAGGUCAGUGAUCCAGUUAAGAGGGCUUUGGAGGCAGGCAGCCCAGUGGUGGCCCUGGAGUCCACGAUUGUUUGCCAUGGUAUGCCGUUUCCCCAGAACCUGAAGACGGCCCGAGAAGUUGAGGAUAUUGUAAGAGCUAAUGGAGCAGAACCUGCCACCAUAGCAAUCAUACGAGGUGUGGUGCAUGUGGGCUUGACUGGUGCUGAGCUUGAAGAUUUGGCUCGCAGAGGCCUGAGCGUCAAGAAGACAGCUCGACGAGACAUUGCCUAUGUAGUCUCGCAGAAGAAGGAUGGGGCUACAACCGUGUCAGCCACAAUGUUUUUUGCAGCCAAGGUUGGGAUCCCGGUUUUCGUUACGGGAGGAAUCGGGGGUGUCCAUCGAGGAGCAGAGAGCAGCAUGGACAUCUCCUCCGACUUGACGGAGCUGGGGCGCACACCGGUCGCUGUGGUCUGCGCGGGCGUGAAAUCGAUCCUGGAUAUUCCACGUACUCUCGAGUACCUGGAGACGCAAGGAGUCACGGUCGCCGCUCUUGGUACGGACGAGUUCCCCGCCUUUUUCACGCCCCACAGCGGCUGCAAGGCCCCAAGCCGGGUUAACUCGGAGAUGGAGUGUGCGGAGCUUAUAGACGCAAACGUGAGGCUGGGUUUGGGCAGCGGCAUCGUGAUCGGGGUUCCGAUUCCUGAGUCGGAUGCGGCGGCUUCGGAAAAGGUGGAGGCGGCGAUCCAAAGAGCACUGUCAGAGGCGAGCGGAAAAAUCAGUGGGGCAGACAGCACCCCUUUCCUUCUCAAGCGGGUCAACGAACUAAGUGGUGGAGCAUCUUUACAAGCAAAUGUCGCUCUCGUCAAGAACAACGCCAAAAUCGGGGCACAAAUUGCAUGGCACUUGGCAACGAUACACCGAGCUAAGACGACGCAGCUCUCCCGACUGUAACGCAUCAUGGAUGUGCUGAAUUCGUACGGUACGGGUCGUAUGCGCAACAAAAGUCAAUUGCACUUCUCAGUGCAUACAUGUGCGGUUAUAUCUGCUUGUUUCCCUAUCUCGCGAAGUGAUUUACACAUACCUACCGUUCAGAUCGUUUGUGUAGGUUUAUAGUCGGAUAAGAUACACUGGCGCAGAUAUUUCUCUGAAUUUCACCGUGUC